Molecule: messenger RNA, 1919 nt
Organism: Patella vulgata (common limpet)
Lineage: Eukaryota; Metazoa; Mollusca; Gastropoda; Patellidae
Product: cGMP-dependent protein kinase, isozyme 1
Exons: 12
Coding region: 540-1919 (459 amino acids)
Molecular function (GO): cGMP-dependent protein kinase activity; ATP binding
Source: RefSeq, a predicted model, not a curated record
ACAAAGUGACUAUCAUUUAGUAGGAGAUACGCACUUUCUGUGUGACGGGUCUUCUGAUAUAUCCUGGUUAAUAUCUGAACGUGACGCGAGAAGUGCACUAUAAUAUUCUACUGUGUCGGUUAAACAUGGAAUUACAGCCGUUAUAACUAGUCAUCUUCUUCCCACACACAAACACUCUCACAAGAUGUCAGUGGCAGAUUGUAUAUAUAUAUGAUAGUAAAAUAUACCACUGUGACGUCACUAUUAGCAAGGUGCGUGUUUUAAAUGGAUAUUAUAUUUUGUUAGUAUUAGAAGAUAAAGAUAGUCAGGAAGUGCGGGAGUCUGCUCGAGCGAAUUCUAAUGGUUGUAUCAGAUAAAAGCUAGAUUUUAUGAAACACUGUGUAAUGCGUUGAAAUAAGCCGUGAUCUAGGUGCAAAACAGUUUCCUUAGCAACGAUAAUCAACGGUGGAGUUGGAACUGCAUGCCGCUAAAUAUAGACCCACGUGCAGCCAAUCAAGAUAUUGGAAAACUGUGACGUCAGGUGUGGGAAUCUCUUCACGAUGCCACCGCCAGUCAGUAAAUCCACCACUACCAGUGGAGCGACUGGUAAGGUAUCAACGACGGGUAGCUCCAGCAGUAAAUCGACUUCGGUCGCAAAAACAGGGGCUAAGGCCUCUACCCUGACCCCUAAAGUGAAGAUGGGUAACGGGGCCAGCGCCACACAGGUGGUGGUUGACGGGGAAACAUACGAUUUAGGCAAAUUAAAGCUGGUUAUUCCCGAAAUGAAGACGGAGCUUAAAGACAAGGAUAACAAAAUUCGGAAAUUAGAGAUAGAAAGUCGCGAUAAAACGAAACAAAUUAACGAACACAGCAAGGAAAUAACCCGACUGAAAGAAGAAGUACACAAAUUAAAAUCGGUGUUACAGUUAAAAGUACAUAAGGACGGAAAACCGGAUAUUUUAGCGACAAUUCAGGAAUCGGAGACACCGCUUGUUAUUCAGGAGGUACGGAGUAAAAAACAAGGUGUUUCCGGAGAAAGUUCGUCUAAUUCUCAGAGUAAUGUGGAAUUAAAGCAUCAUGACAAAGAUUUCAGAUCUAAACAGCUUAUUAAAGAUGCAAUAUUGGAUAAUGACUUCCUUAAAAACCUUGAUUCAACACAAGUCCGUGAGAUUGUUGAUUGCAUGUACGAUAAAAAGAUCCAGGAAGGCCACUUUAUAAUAAAAGAAGGCGAAUCCGGGAAUCAUUUAUAUGUGUCAGCAGAUGGAGAAGUGGAAGUUCAGAAAGAUGGCCAGAUUUUAGGUCGAAUGGCGUCGGGGAGAGCGUUUGGUGAACUGGCUAUUUUAUAUAAUUGUACAAGAACCGCAUCAGUUAAAGCCUUGACUGAGGUAAAAGUAUGGGUUUUAGAUCGAGGUAUGUUUCAAGCUAUUAUGAUGAAAACUGGCAUUCAAAGACGAGACGAAAACAUCAAAUACUUACGCAGUGUGCCUUUACUCCGUGAUCUGCCUGCUGAUAAACUUUCCAAAUUAGCAGACGUUUUAGAAAUCGAUUUUUACCAUGAGGGAGAAUAUAUUAUCCGUGAGGGCGCUACUGGUGAUUCUUUCUUUAUCUUAAAUAAAGGAGAGGUUAAAGUUACUCAGAGAAUACAAGGACAUAAUAACCCACAAGAAAUACGCAAACUGAAAAGGGGAGAUUAUUUUGGUGAAAAGGCUUUAUUAAGCGAAGAUCGUAGAACAGCAAAUGUGAUUGCACUGCCACCUGGUGUUGAAUGUUUAACGGUAGAUCGAGAUUCAUUCAAUCAGUUAAUUGGUGAUUUAAAUGAAUUAAGAAAUAAAGAUUAUGGUGAUGCAGCCCGCGGUGCGUCCCGCUGCAGUAUGGUCAGCAGUCCUCGUGAUCUAGUUCCAAAAACUAAAAAAAAAAUUGGAAUAACAGAACGAAAAUAG